AGUGUUGGGAGGGAGGAGUGGGCAGAAAAUUGCAUUGUACUGUAGAAAACUUUGUCAAACAGGUCAAAAUUUGACUUGAGUUUGUAGAAUUGGCAGUUAGGAAAAAAUUCUAAAUAUCCUAGUGUCGUUUACCAUAGUUGGUAAAUUUGAUCCUGAUUGGCAGAUUUGACCUAAAAAGAAUCAAAAGAUAAUAAAAAUGAAAAACCUGUGGUGAUGGGUUUUCGAAGAACUGUUUUCAAGGACAUAAUUAUGCUGGUACUAGGACUUGAAGAAAGCCUUGUGCAGUGAUUACCUGGAAAUUGCUCUGGUUUAGGGAUUUUUUCCGGAACUAUACAUAACGUCACCAGCAAAUGCAGAAACCAGUUAGUCGAGAUAAAUGUGCUGCUUAGGCAUUGUUCCAAUUGAAUUAUUCUGUGAUCAAACUAAUGUUUGUGUCCUCACAUCCCACAAAAUUGAUGACAGUGUAAUCUCUGUGAGUUCUUUAUAAUGAUAAGAGUCUCAGUCUGAGUGGUGAGAGUGGUGACGUUCACAUCCAAAUGGAGAGUUUCCCACGGUUGGGACAGCACAGACCUUUGUAGCAAAUAAUGCAAUGAACCUUUUCUAAUCAUUCUGUUUCCUGUGAGCAAAUAUUCUAUUCCUCAUCGUCCAUAAUGAAAUCCUACUAAGUGCAGGGUAGCUAUAACAAAACCUUAUUUAUCACCAGCAAUAUUUACCCUACCUGUAAUUCAUUAUCACCUAUUUUCUAGUUCUGAACAGGACCUGCUGUUCAUUCUCUUCUGCACAGAACAAGAGACCAAGCUGAUGAAACUGUCACCUUUGAGCAAGGCGUAGGGUAUAUGUCACGUGAAAUAUUUAUUGUAUAUUUUAGCUCUGAAAACAUUGUUAAAAAUAUUGUUCCUUAUUUGCUGUUCCAAAGUAAAAACAAAAUGUAAUUAGCUACCAUCUGUUUCUUUGAACAGAUGUCCAUAUAUUUUAAGUAUUGGUUACUUGUAAUGAGCUAGAAUCACAGUUCUGGGGAACUUUGGGCUCUUCUUGAGUUGGUCCUGUGCUUGAUGCACCUUCUCACCUUCCUUGUUCCCCUUAUCAUUUACAGUAAAGCCAAGAGAAGUUUCUAAAUUGAUAUGAAGCGUGUGGGCAGCUUGUUACUUAUCUCCCGAUGUUUCCAGAGAAAUGUGAGAAAACAGAUUAAUAUGCAUGUAGAAUUUUUUUCAUUUCUUUUAAUGCCUUUUUAUCAAUUUGGAUUUUUUUAUUUCAGUACAUUAAUCUGAUGUGUGUGUAUCAGAGCAUCUUUGACAUAUCUAGAAAACAGUUCCUUCUCAAAUAUCUAAUUGCAACAGGAACUAGGAAGUUUCACACUGUUCUGUAGACAUUUUGCUGUGAGAACAAUAUAACAGCUUUCUAGAAAUAUGAAAGCAUUUGGGCUGUAUUUGGGUGCAUGAGGCAGAGAAUUCAAGCUGCUCUGGCAGCCAGUUCUCUUCUGUGAGAACAGCAAAACUGCUGUCUUGUAUCAGAUGAAGGCUCUGCCUGAUCUGGUGUCCUGUCUACAGCAGGGCCUGCCCUGAGCAGGAGCCUAAGGUAUAGCAAAAAUAGGGCAAGAAUAUAUUGUACUGGUAGUAGUUUCUCUUCCUGGUGCUUAGUCCACAAAUCCUACCCCUCUCUUUGCCCAGGGCUGCUUGGUACAGUGUAGAGCAAGUGAAGAUGGUAAGUGCUCAACAGUGAGUACAGUGUCAAAGGUUGUGCUGGCAGAGAUAGGUCAGGAUGUGUUUUCAGGCCCUAAAACUGGAACAAGGGGGAAUCCACAUGGCUGUCCUUUCAAACAGAACAAUCCAGGUGGAGGACUUGGAGGAAUUCUGGAGAGACAAGACCAAAUCCCAGUUCUUAUGUGUAUCAUAUGUGAGGAAAGCAAGCAUAAUGAGGGGAAAAAUAUGCAUUUUCCCAGCUCAGCAAUCUAGGGUGAUAUCCAUGGAGGAACAUCACCCUGGUCUGUGUAACCUGCUCUGAUCUGGAAAGGCAGGAAAUCCACUGAGAAGAUCAUCGCUGUUUUGUAUUGCAGUUCUGGAACUGGCAAUAGCUGUAAAGCCUUUCCUUUUAGCAGCAUGGGACUGACAGCAUAAAGACUGAAGAUUUGUGGGGAUAAUGCGUGAGUCUGAGAGAUAAAGGGAGCUAUAAAGGGGGAAGCAGCCAGGAGGGCACCAGAGUGAACUGCCCACAGCUCCCGAGAGAUUGUGGCCCAGGUUUGGAGGUGCUUCUGUAAGGAAUCGGCAUGGAGCCAGAGGAGUACAGACAGAGAGGGAAAGAGAUGGUGGAUUACAUUUGCCAGUACCUGAGCAAUGUGAGAGAGAGACGGGUGACUCCCGAUGUACAGCCAGGUUACAUGAGAGCCCAGUUGCCAGAUUCUGCCCCAAUGGAUCCAGACAGCUGGGACAACAUCUUUGGAGAUAUAGAGAAGAUUAUUAUGCCAGGGGUAGUCCAUUGGCAAAGUCCACAUAUGCAUGCCUACUUUCCAGCUCUUACUUCCUGGCCUUCACUCCUUGGAGAUAUGUUGGCUGAUGCAAUUAACUGCUUGGGAUUCACAUGGGCCUCCAGUCCAGCCUGUACAGAACUGGAAAUGAACGUGAUGGAUUGGUUGGCCAAAAUGCUGGGACUUCCAGAAAAAUUCCUGCACCACCAUCCUGACAGUGUGGGUGGAGGAGUAUUACAGAGCACUGUGAGUGAAUCCACCUUGGUUGCACUGCUGGCAGCAAGGAAGAACAAAAUUCUGGAGAUGAAGGUUUCCGAGCCAAAUGCCGAUGAGUCCUCGCUCAAUUCUCGCCUCAUCGCUUAUGCAUCUGAUCAAGCACAUUCUUCUGUAGAAAAGGCUGGCUUGAUUUCCCUUGUGAAGAUAAAAUUUCUGCCUGUGGAUGAGAACUUUUCCCUCAGAGGUGAAACUUUGAAGAAAGCCAUUGCAGAAGACAGAAAGAAAGGCCUCGUGCCAGUCUUUGUUUGUGCAACAUUGGGUACAACUGGUGUCUGUGCUUUUGACAGUCUCUCAGAACUGGGUCCAAUUUGUGAUGCUGAGGGACUCUGGCUUCAUAUUGAUGCUGCAUAUGCAGGAACAGCAUUUGUAUGUCCUGAAUUUAGGCUGUUCUUGGAUGGAAUUGAAUAUGCAGAUUCCUUUACUUUUAAUCCUUCUAAAUGGAUGAUGGUUCAUUUUGACUGCACUGGAUUUUGGGUUAAGGAUAAAUACAAAUUACAUCAAACCUUCAGUGUUAACCCUGUCUACCUCAGACAUGCCAACUCAGGAGCUGCAAUUGACUUCAUGCACUGGCAGAUUCCACUGAGUCGCCGAUUCCGGUCUUUGAAGCUGUGGUUUGUGCUUCGCUCGUUUGGGGUGAAAAAGCUUCAAGCUCACGUCCGACAUGGUACUGAAAUAGCCAAAUUCUUUGAGUCCUUGGUUAAAAGUGAUCCGCUUUUUGAAAUUCCUGCAAAGAGGCAUCUUGGACUGGUUGUAUUUCGGCUAAAGGGUCCCAAUUGGCUGACAGAAAAACUCCUGAAAGAACUAAGCAGUUCUGGCAGGCUCUUCCUCAUUCCAGCAACCAUUCAUGACAAGUUCAUCAUUCGCUUUACUGUAACAUCUCAGUUCACAACCAGGGAAGACAUUCUGCAAGACUGGAACAUCAUUCAACACACUGCAGCCCAAAUUGUUAGCCAUAAUUAUGGGCUGCACUGCAUCAAUUCUGAUGAUGGGGCAAGAAUCCCUGCUAUGGUAGUAGAGCCCAGUUCUGAUGUCAUUAGUAAUGCUUCCCAGCUUUAUCUAGAUGGAGGGAAAUCUAAACCACCUUCCAGAAAAACAGUAGUUCAGCCUAAGAAGUUAUCGGUGAGUCCCAGUACGUGUGUGAUUAGUCAACAAGUGAAAGGUCAAGGGGAUCCUCUAGAUGACUGUUUUCCAGAAGAUGUCCAAGAUGUUACCAAACAUAAGUUAACCUCUUUUUUAUUCAGUUAUUUAUCUGCUCAAGGCAAGAAGAAGACAGCACGUUCCCUUAGCUGCACCAGUGUGCCAGUGACUGGUAGUCUUGAGCAGUGUAACCCCAAAGCUGCAGCCACUGACAAGGAGGAGUCUCAUGCAAAUGCCAGGGUUCUUUCCAGCCUGCCUGAAGACAUGAUGAUGUUCAAAAAAAGUGCCUUCAAAAAACUAAUUAAGUUCUACAGUGUCCCAAGCUUUCCAGAGUGUAGCAUUCAGUGUGGCCUUCAGCUGCCUUGUUGUCCUCUGCAAGCCAUUGUUUAACAAGUAAGAGAGCUUGGUCCUUAGAAAGAGAACCAAAGUUUGCUUAAUCAUAUGCAAUACCACGUGUUCUUUUGUUCAAUAUGUAAGCAGUGGCAAUGACCACUGAGAAAAUUACUGUGCUUUUACUGGUGAAAACCUCAUGUAUUUAUAGAUGAAAAUGUCAAAUAAAUCUUGUAGGCAUAUAA
This is a messenger RNA of Neopelma chrysocephalum (saffron-crested tyrant-manakin), 4449 nucleotides long. It is a transcript of the gene HDC, whose product is annotated as histidine decarboxylase. The record is from RefSeq and is a predicted model, not a curated record. The transcript is spliced from 13 exons. Gene Ontology annotation, biological process: histamine biosynthetic process; L-histidine catabolic process. Gene Ontology annotation, molecular function: histidine decarboxylase activity; pyridoxal phosphate binding. NCBI's taxonomy places the organism in Eukaryota, Metazoa, Chordata, Aves, Passeriformes, Pipridae. Bases 2264 to 4264 code for a protein of 666 amino acids.